CUCAGCCGUCUGUGUUGUGAAUUUCCGCAGGUCCAUCCAUAAAAUAGACCGAGAGAGCAGCCCCGCUACGCCGGAGCGUGCAGCGGAGACGGGGAGGGGCAUCAGCCCGUUUGGGGGAAUGGCGGAUGGGGAGGCUGUCUUGUCUGUGGAGUGGGACAGUGGUGAUGGGGGUUUAGCCAUGGAUCCGGAGAAAACGCUGACUUUCUGCCACGGGCUGCAGACUAUGGAGAUGACUAUGUCCCUGCAAGGUCUGGAUGUAACUGAAGAAGCUACGGUGCCUGUGAAAGAGAUUGAAAUGAGCACAAUUAAUAAGAUGACUAUGUCCCUGCAAGGUCUGGAUGUAACUGAAGAAGCUACGGUGCCUGUGAAAGAGAUUGAAAUGAGCACAAUUAAUAAGAUGGUGAGGCAUCCUAAGUACUGUCCUGGAGUGAACAACAGUCCAGGAUACCUGUGUGAAACGGGACAUUGCUGCGGGGAGACGGGCUGCUGUACCUACUACUAUGAACUCUGGUGGUUCUGGCUCUUGUGGACAGUGCUGAUCCUCUUCAGCUGUUUCUGUGCUUACCGCCACCGCCGGGCCAAGCUGAGGAUUCAGCAGCAGCAGAGGCAGAGAGAAAUCAAUCUGAUCGCUUACAAUGGAGCUUGUAACUACCCUUCGUCAAUGCUGGACCUCAGUUUUCUGGCUUCCUUCAAGUUGCCCUCUUAUGAGGAGGUUGUUGCGCAGCCCAGCACCCCUCCUCCGCCUUACAGCUCCAUCUUUGCACUGCAGGGAGGUACCACGGCGGGUCCUAGCUCCUCUUACCCCCAUCAUCACCACCACCGUCACCCCUGCCCUCCCUACCUGGGCCCCGGCCCCAGUGGUCUGACCUCCUCUCAGAGCUCUGAUAACUACACCAGCUGCUCCUGCGAGUCCUGCUCCCUCACCUCCCCAUCCAGCACCUCCUUCUCUGUCCAGGUGACGGAUGAAAUGUACGACAGUAGCCACAUCUCCACACCCAGUGAAACAGGGGGGGAUCUAGCCAUUGUGCCAAGGGUUGGGGUCCCCUUCACACUGACACCAUCCCCACGCUCACAGGUUCCACCUGAUGUUAUACCUGUGGCCACUCCAGAUGUCAUACCGGUAGAGAGAUGUUCCUCUAAUGGCAGUGAAGGAGUCGCACCUGCCUCUCAUCCACUUUCUCUCACUUUACACUCUCGUCCUUCACGCUCCUCUCGCCUCCCGCUUUCUCCCCUUGCGCUCUUAUCUUCCAUUCCUGCUGGUCAAGUCCAUCCUCUUGUCCCGUCAGAUCCACUUGGAGCCAUGGCUCUUCAGCGAGUGAAAGAAGAGAUGUCACCUCAUGAUCCAAAUGCCAGACCCCUGCACUCACCCCCUAAACAGGCUCUCCUUUUAUCAGACAUGGCUGCUUCCAUGCAUUGUAACAGGAAAGAGGAGCAAAAAAGGGAAAAAGAAGAGGAGGAGGAGGAGGACGAUGAAGACGAUGAGGAGGAUCACUUCCGGCAUCGACGGCUAACCGGUGACUCGGGUAUCGAGGUGUGCCGCUGCCACGUGAAAAGAGGACAACAAGAGGAUGAGGAGCCAAAAAAGGGGCACUUUGAUAAGGGAGGGAAAGAUGUGAAGGAAAGGGAGAAGGCAGAUAUGCUGCAGGACAGUGUGGACUGUUCCCAGCGAACGAAGGUCGCCGCACAGUCGCCUCUGCUGGACGACUGCGUGGAGCAGCGUGGCCUCGUCUCUUCCCCUUCCAGCUUCAUCAUCAAUACAAGUGAGGCUAUCAUCACUGUGGAGACCUUGUAA
This is a messenger RNA of Archocentrus centrarchus (flier cichlid), 1792 nucleotides long. RefSeq lists its product as uncharacterized. The coding region runs from base 119 to 1792 and encodes 557 amino acids. The record is from RefSeq and is a predicted model, not a curated record. The transcript is spliced from 8 exons. Lineage: Eukaryota; Metazoa; Chordata; Actinopteri; Cichliformes; Cichlidae.